Molecule: messenger RNA, 483 nt
Organism: Paramecium sonneborni
Lineage: Eukaryota; Ciliophora; Oligohymenophorea; Peniculida; Parameciidae
Source: the annotation of a GenBank genome assembly
AUGAAGUUAAAAAGAUUUGAUUUUAUUUUAUUUAUUUAAUUAAAGGCAGAGACGUAUAAAGUCGUUCAUCAAGUAUUUUCUUUUAUUUAUCUAAGCGAACACUUAAACGGUAGGAUAAAGCAUUAACCAUUAAUUCUUUAUAACGAAUGUAAUGACAAAGGUACUUCUAAAAAUAAAAUUUUAGAUUAGUGUUUUAAAACAAGAAAAAGCUUCUUAGGGGAUUGUUUAAAAUCUUCUGAGCAGAUUGUUUAAAAGCACUAAAUGUAAUAUUUAAGAAACCCUUCAAUUAUUUAUACAAGUAUUCGAUAUUUGCUAUUAAUAGCUCAAUCUUUAAAUUACAUGGAUUAUCCAGGUAAUUAUGAAUUAUACUAAAACACUACAGAUUAAGUUAUUUAUCUGUUUCGUUUAUUUCCAAAGAGGCCAAUAUUAAAUUUAAAACGUUCAAGAAAAAAUUUGAAUUCAAAUAUUGGUCUUUUUAGAUGA